UAAACUUAUAAAAGUGAAAGUGAAACUAAAGAACUCAGAGGACUCCCAAUCGUGUGCAACUGCAGCCCGCAAUUUGGAGCGUUUAUGCAUGUGGGAAUUCCUGCACCGUUUCUUCCUCUUUUGGAAAGUCCCUGAAAUGUAGACAGCCUCCUUUUCAUAAGUCAAGGAUAGAAUGUUUCAUUUUUACUCUGGUUGUUUGCCUAAACGGAGAGACAUACAGUCCAUCUGGUUAAUUUGCAGGAGUCUUUCCUACCAAACCUCCUGGGUGUCAUCAUGAGUGUGGUAACAUCCAGUCUAUCAGGUGAUCAGGAGAAGAAGCUGCUUUCUCUGUUCGGCCAUGUCAGACUCAGUCUGCUCUACAAAGCCAGUGUCCAAGGCUACACGGCAGCUGCCUUUCACGCACGCUGCAACAGCCAGGGACCCACUGUAGUCGCUGCCUACAACAAGGCUGGCUUCCUGUUUGGAGCCUACACCAGCAAAGACUACACUCAGAAUGGACAGCCUAUUAAUGACGACAAAGCCUUCCUCUACAGCAUCAAUGACGAAAGAAAACAUCCACUGCGUGUGUCUAGUGCCAAUGGCCAGUAUGGUUUCACAGAUGAAAACACUGGCCCGAAUUUUGGUGCCUUGGUGUUUCUGUUCAAUGACACAGCUACAGUCCAAUAUAACGCAGGGAACAGCUACAACUUUGAUGCAGCACAUAUGCAUGGCGACGACCUGCAGCUGACUGAAUGUGAGGUGUACAGAGUGGAGGACUUGGGAGGUUGUUUGACAAAGCCUUGGAGAAACAUGCAGUGGACCUCUGAGAGGAAACGGCAGUUGAUGGAGAAAAUCAAGAAAUAUAAGCCUGAUGUCAAGUCAGUGAGUCAGGCCCGGGUUCUCCUCGUGGGUCCUGUUGGGGCUGGCAAGUCCAGCUUCUUCAACUCUGUCAACUCUAUCUUCAGAGGAAACAUGACCAGUCAGGCCAUCUGUGGCAGCGCAGGCACCAGCCUGACCACCCAGUUCCGUACCUUCACCAUCAAGUCGGGGAAGCAUGGUGAGCCUAUACCCCUGAUCCUGUGUGACACCAUGGGACUGGAGGAGGCGUCAGGAGCUGGCUUGGACAUGGAGGACUUAGUCAGCAUUUACAAAGGCCAUGUUCAGGACCGUUACCAGUUUAAUCCCAUGACGCCCUUGAGUGAAGAUGUACCUGGGUAUCGUAAGCAUGUCAGUCUGAAGGAUCAGAUCCACUGUGUAGUGUACGUGGUGGACGCCUGCAGAGUCUCUCUGUUGUCUGCCAAAAUUGUGGAGAAGUUUGCCGCCAUUCGCAAGAAGACCAAUCAGAUAGGUAUUCCCCAACUGGUGAUAAUGACCAAAGUGGACGAGGCCUGCCCCCUAGUGUCAGAAGAGCUGCAGAAUGUUUAUAUGAGCCAUUACAUACAAAGGAAGAUCCAGGAGUUGAGUGCAUCCCUGGGCAUUCCUGUGUCCGGUAUUCUGCCAGUGAAGAACUACAGCCACGAGCUGGAGCUGAAUCAGAACACUGAUCUCCUGCUACUCAGUGCUCUGGAUCAGAUGUUGAACUAUGCUGACAGCUUCUUCGAAAACCAGCCUGAAGAGGAAAAGGAAGAGCUCUAACCCUCUUCACAGUCCCACAGUCAAGUGUCAAUACUCUGAUGACAAAAAUGUUUUCUUGCCAUCCCAUAUUAUUUUGUAACUGUGUAAGAUAUCCAUAUUGUUUUGGUACAUGUUAUCAUGCAAGUGGACAUUAUCAUACUUUUUUUGUGGAUAUUAUAACACAUAGCUCUUUCUUACUGCUGCCUUUACUUAGACAAAAAAUGUUUGUGACCUUUUCACGUAACAUGAAAAACACCUAGCCCUAAUGUUCCUUUAACAUCUUAAUUCAGUUUGUGAUAGAGCUUUGAUGUGACAGUGCAAAGCAAACUCAAGGUCGCAUUUGCCUUCUUUCAAUCAGUAGUAACGUACCUAAACAAUGCAUGCAUGUACCAAUGCAAACGGACUGUUCCCCAAUUGAGUAAAGGGUUAAAGGGUGGGGCCUAGUGAAUAAUCUUCUGACAAAGCAACUCUACCUGUGGACUGUUCGAAGCGUGGGAAAAUAAUCAAUUUACUGUCUCUAUAAGCAAAUGUCUAUUGUAUGCAAGUGCCCCAGAGCACAGUAAAGUUGCAUCACUGUAAUUUGAAAGCUAAGAAUGCAAAAUUACUAAGAAUGCAAAAUUAGUACAUUUCAUGAAUUUGGAAAUAAGCAUAUAUUUCCAAUGUCUUUGAAAUUCCAGACAAGAAUGCAACAUUAUAAGCCAGGGAUUCUUUUAUGCACCAAAUCCCACAUACCAGCAGACUUUAGAAAUUAUAAGGAUUCAUGCAUGAGGAGGCAGACACAGACCCUCCUUUAUCUUGUGACCAAAGCUGGUUGGUACAUUGAACCUAUUGACUGUCACUCUGAAGGUUAAGUGAAAGGUAAACCAGACACUGCCACUACGUUUAAGCAAAGCGGACAUAACUCACCGGCUAUUAGAUGACAGAGGGUCUGGUAUCAUGCAGUUACCUGCCUGUGAAAAACCCAUUUGUCUCAAAGCCAUUUAUCACAAAGCAGUUGAGCUUUUCUAGACCAGAAAUGAGUCAUAUAGGAGCGGCCAUCUUUGAAUGGGCAUUUGUUGAUUUAAUUUGAAGAUCUGGGAGACAAUGUUAUUUGUAGAGAUACAUCCACAAAAGAGAACAACAGGUGUUAAUGUAACACUUUGCGUAUGCCCACGUACACAUAAAAACAUGCACACACAUCCACAACAGCAUUCCCACCAAAGUGAACUGUAAAUGUAUCUUAGGAAAUGUCAACAUCUGUUAGCUUACAGCAACUAUCCAACUUCUCAUGCCCCAUACCCUUACCCACUGGGCAUUAACUGUGUUAAUGAGAGUUCAUUACCUUUUGUUGUCUAAUAAACACUUUUGAAGUGA
This is a messenger RNA of Salmo salar (Atlantic salmon), 2946 nucleotides long. RefSeq names its product interferon-induced protein 44-like. The record is from RefSeq and is a predicted model, not a curated record. Gene Ontology annotation, biological process: immune response. NCBI's taxonomy places the organism in Eukaryota, Metazoa, Chordata, Actinopteri, Salmoniformes, Salmonidae.